This is a messenger RNA of Theileria annulata, 720 nucleotides long. Its product is annotated as 50s ribosomal subunit l24, putative. Gene Ontology annotation, biological process: translation. Lineage: Eukaryota; Apicomplexa; Aconoidasida; Piroplasmida; Theileriidae. Gene Ontology annotation, molecular function: structural constituent of ribosome; RNA binding. The record is from RefSeq and is a predicted model, not a curated record. Gene Ontology annotation, cellular component: ribosome; mitochondrion. Bases 1 to 720 code for a protein of 239 amino acids. The transcript has 7 exons.
AUGUUUGAAAGUCUCCUGAAAUUUGGAGUUUAUCGCAAAGUUUUACAAAAUUAUAAUUUUCUAACACUAAAAUCAAGUCAUUUCAGUGUUUUGCGCCAGGGUUUCUGUGGAAUCCCAGGGAAUCUUAACCUUAACUCGUGUGCAAGUCCAUUUUCAGAUUCUUAUAAUAACAACCUUUCCAAUUUAAACAUUAUUGGCUCUGAUUUAAAUGAUAUUAAAAGAAGUGUUUUUAAUUAUUAUCAACUUCGAGGUCCUAAAAUAGUAAAACCCAGGGAUGUGAUUCGGUUUUGGAAGAUUCGUCCCGGUGAUAAGGUAGUUGUAAUUAGUGGGAAGGAUAAGGGGAAAACCGGUGAAGUUUUAAUGUGUGACCGGCUUCGAAACCAGGUAAAGGUCAAGGGCUGUAAUAUGAGAAAAUUGCUUGUUGAUUCUCAAGUUGUUCAAAUUGAGAAGAAAAUCCACUACUCAAACGUCCAGCUUUUGGACCAUCUUUUAAACGUAGGAACUCGAGUUUCAAUUCGGUACUCCCAUGAUAACAAGCCAUUGAGGGUUUCUAAGAAAUCUGGAUACGUCAUUCCCUGGCCAUCUAAAAGGAAGAAAGAGCCUCGAGAUUGCAUUGAGGGUGAGAAGGAUACGAGUCCUGAGGAGGCUCUCAGACGUACUUAUGACUAUGAAAAGGUAUUUUGGGGCUUUUUAUUAGUUUCAGGACCUCGCCUCCGUUAA